CUCUUAUAACCGAUGCAACGCCCAUAACCUAUCAACCAUUGAAGUCAGUCAAGAAAGUAGAUCUUACGAGCCUUUGUUGAACGAACACUCUGAAAGUCCAAAUAUUACGCCGAGAUUCAUAUAUAGCAAAGCCGUGUUUAGGUCAAAAAGAUUUAAUUCAAUUCUGUUGAUGAAAGUGUAAAAAAUUAAACCUUAUAAUGAAUCAGGAAGAAAGGAGCCGGCCUUCCGCCUUCACAAGUUUCAAACAAAGCCUAUAAAUAGAAAGGAACCAGCCUCCCAUUACCACUCAGCCAUCUCUGAGGAAAGUUUGAAGAGACAGACACAAACAGAGCAGGGGCGACCUGACCAAUUUGAACACAGAGGGGCAGGGGAAGGGAGAUAUGGCUACUCGCGUGGGCUUAUUUGCUUGCAUUCUUGUUGCUGUUACCGGCCUUCUGCUACAAUCUGCAGCGGCACAGACGACCCAUGUAGUCGGAGACACCUUGGGUUGGACGAUUCCUCCCGGCGGUUCCAUUGCCUACUCUACUUGGGCGUCCACCCGCACCUUCAGGGUUGGAGACAUUCUGGAAUUCAACUUCACCAGUGGAGUGCACGACGUGGCCCAAGUGACAAAGGAAGCAUUCGAUUCCUGCAAUAGCAGCAGCCCUAUCGGCUCCGUUCAAUCGACCAGCCCUGUGAGAAUCAUCCUCAAUUCCACAGGCGAGCACUUCUACAUCUGCACCUUCAUCCAGCACUGCGCGUUAGGCCAAAAGUUGGCCAUUAACGUCACUGCCGCUACGGCUCCUGCUCCCACCCCUUCCAGAUCACCGGCAACUUACGUGGUCGGAGACAGUUUAGGUUGGCUUGUCCCUCCAGGCGGCUCUAUUGCAUACUCCACUUGGGCUUCUGAGAAGACCUUCAUGGUCGGGGACACUCUCCUGUUCAACUUCACCACUGCGCAACACGACGUGGCGGAAGUUACCAAAACAGCUUUCGACAACUGUGAUGCCAGCAGCACUAUCGGUCCCGUUCAAAGCAAUGGCCCGGCCAGACUCAGCCUCACCUCAGUGGGCCAACACUUCUACAUCUGCACAUUCAGCCAGCACUGCGCGUUGGGUCAAAAGCUGGCCAUCAACGUCACAGCUUCCACCACCACCGCCACUCCGCCACCAUCCAGCACCACCGCAAGAACUCCACCAUCCAGCAUAGCUAGCCCUCCAUCAAACGGCCCAACCACAGCUCCAGCCCCCACAGCAGGAGGAACAACCCCUACCCCCAGCUCUGCCCCAAUAUCCCUCUCUGUAGCUGGCUUCUCUGCAACUUUCUUGCCCAUGGCCGUAGCUUUCAUGUUCUAGAUGAUGCUACUAAUAGUAGGCUAAUAUCCCUAAGAUUUUGGACUGUGCUUUGUUGAUUAUCUCUCAUACAUAGGCCAUAUCCCUCUUUUGAAGGCCUACACUACAAUGCCAGACCAGCCGUGUGAUUGAUGAUUCAUUUAUGCAUUUUGUACUGAUGAAUAAAGUGUUGCACUUUGAGCUA
Molecule: messenger RNA, 1515 nt
Organism: Nelumbo nucifera (sacred lotus)
Lineage: Eukaryota; Viridiplantae; Streptophyta; Magnoliopsida; Proteales; Nelumbonaceae
Product: blue copper protein
Cellular component (GO): plasma membrane
Molecular function (GO): electron transfer activity
Source: RefSeq, a predicted model, not a curated record